AUGAAUGAAUAUUACUACACUUACUCUAAACUCCGCCAGGAGUAUGGGCGCUAUUGCUGCUUCAGCGUCACAGAACCCCGCACACUGGGGGUUAUCGAGCCUAAUCCCGAUCAGAUGCAGCAGCUAAUUCCUCAGAAUCCCCGAAAUUUCUGUGGAGACACAAUGAUAGAGCUCUCGGAACAUACAGUGAACACGGGAAGCGUCAGUGUAUGCGGGAGGGGGAUGAGGCAUGUAGAGGGGGGUUGGCCUAAGGAGGUUGACUCAACAGAUCCGCAAGAGGUUGCGAAGUGGAAAAAAAGGGCAGAAAGGGACCCAGCUUUCUUGCAAAGUGUCAAGCAGCUAACUGCUGACUGCACUCGCGUACUCCAGCAGAACCUCGUGGUUGAUCUAUUUCAGGAUUACUUCAAGGGGAUGGAGAUUUCCAGAGGGACUGAGCAACGUUUGUACGCCAAAUCUAUAGCACUUCUGAAGGACCACUCUGGGGAUUGUAAAAGGUCGGUAACAUGCAUAGCCUGGCAUCCCGAAGGUCCUCAGAAACUAGCCGUGGGCUAUGGCAUCAUGAAGUUCCAGGGCCAGCCAGAGUCCCUUCCUACCUGCGCACUGCUGUGGGACCCGCGUCACCCCAACGAGCCGGUAACGGAAUUGAGUUCUCCCAGUCCAGCGGUUUCUUUGGCCUUUAACACGAAAAUUUCAGAUAUGCUUAUUGGAGGUUGCUACAGCGGGGUUGUCUGUUUAUGGGAUUUGCGCAAGGGAACGAAACCAGUUGAAGUAUCGGGCUCUGGUACCAGCCACUACGAUCCUGUAUACGAGGUCGUGUGGACACAAAGCAAGACGAACAGCGAAUUUGUAUCGGCUUCCACCGAUGGGAGGGUCUUGUGGUGGGACUGUAGGAGCCUAAAAGAACCAAUAGAAGAGUGCCGGCUUACUCCGCCUUCGCAACCAAAUUCAGCAACUGCUACUGGAGCUUCUCAGGGUGCCAAUGGGGUGGAUGAGAGCGAAACAUGCGAACUUGUAGGGGCCAGGUCUUUAGCGUGGUCUCUAGAGGCAGGGCCAACGAAGUUUCUUCUCGGUACUGAACAGGGCACUCUGUUGAGCUUAAAGACAAGGCCUAAAAGGCCCCCAGAGAUCAGUCAGUGGUUCGGCUGCGACGGUGGGCAGCACCACGGACCGGUGAGCGCUGUCAGAAGGAACCCGUUUCACACUAAGUACUUUUUGUCGGUCGGUGAUUGGACUGCCAAGCUAUGGAUGGAAGAAGUGCGCACUCCGCUUGUAGUAACGCCCCACCACCCGGCGACCCUCACUGACGGCCAGUGGAGUCCUACACGUCCCGGAUUGUUUAUGGUCACCCGAAGCGAUGGUUUUCUGAGCUUCUGGGACUAUUACUACAAGCAGCACGAGGUUGCGUUCCAGCAUAAGGUCGGGACUUGUCCCCUGACCCGCCUUUCAGUUCAAGCUCAAGGCGAGCUCGUCGCCGUGGGAGAUGCUGAUGGGCGAGUGACAGUGCUUGGCCUGUGCGAAGCGCUACACGCAUGCGCCGCUAACGAAAAGGCAGUUGUCGGGUCAAUGUUUGAGCGCGAAGCAAGGCGUGAGAAAAACAUUGAAAUGACAAAACGGCAAGCAGAAGGUAAAAGGCAGGAUGAGAAGCCGCAAGCUCGUCCGCAAAGUGCGCUAGCUCAGGAAGCAGUUGAAUCUGCUCGGGCAGCAUUCUUCAAGGAAUUUCAGGGGGACCAGCCUCCGCCAACAGCCUAG
Messenger RNA from Eimeria mitis, 1749 nucleotides. Its product is annotated as dynein intermediate chain, putative. Gene Ontology annotation, molecular function: dynein heavy chain binding; dynein light chain binding. The record is from RefSeq and is a predicted model, not a curated record. Bases 1 to 1749 code for a protein of 582 amino acids. Gene Ontology annotation, cellular component: outer dynein arm. The transcript has a single exon. NCBI's taxonomy places the organism in Eukaryota, Apicomplexa, Conoidasida, Eucoccidiorida, Eimeriidae. Gene Ontology annotation, biological process: cilium movement; outer dynein arm assembly.